Penaeus chinensis is the source of this 893-nucleotide messenger RNA. RefSeq names its product probable cytochrome P450 12a5, mitochondrial. Lineage: Eukaryota; Metazoa; Arthropoda; Malacostraca; Decapoda; Penaeidae. The record is from RefSeq and is a predicted model, not a curated record. The coding region runs from base 1 to 741 and encodes 246 amino acids. Gene Ontology annotation, cellular component: mitochondrion. The transcript has 6 exons. Gene Ontology annotation, molecular function: monooxygenase activity; oxidoreductase activity, acting on paired donors, with incorporation or reduction of molecular oxygen; iron ion binding.
AUGGCCUUGACCAACAUCCGGGCCACGGAAGCGUCCCUGAAGGAGGCCCUGGAGAAGCCCGGGGCCGAGGAGAGGGAACUCACCCUGAUGGAACAGCUGCUUCUCAGGCCCGAGCUCAGCCACAAGGACGUCGUCACCUUGAUUCUGGAUAUGAUUUUCGCCGGUAUUGACACGACUUCCCACACCAUGGCCUUCGCACUCUACCUCCUGGCGAAGAAUCCUGAAGCCCAGAGGAAGCUUCAGCAGGAGGUGGAUCAGGUGCUGAAGGACAAUCCUGAAACCCUGACCCCGGCUCACACCGCGAAGCUGUCUUACACCAAGGCAGUCGUGAAGGAGAGUUUAAGAUUUUUCCCUGUCGCGAUGGGCUUCAUGAGAGAGCUCAGUUCAGAUGUUGUAUUGUCAGGAUAUCAGAUUCCUAAAGGGUCCUCAGUCUUGAUGCUAAACUACGAGGACGCCCAAAAGGACACGGCCUUCCCUCGGCCGCGCGAGUUCCUGCCGGAGCGCUGGCUUCGAGGGAACGAUCUGGCCGCCUCCCACGCCUUCGCCCUCCUGCCCUUCGGCGCCGGGACCCGGAUGUGCGUCGGGCGGCGUCUCGCGGAGCAGGAGAUGUACGUCUUCUUGGCCAGGGUGAUGCAGAGAUACACAGUGAACUACAACUACGGUGACAUGGACAGCACGAUGCAGCUGAUCCUCAAGCCGUCGCAGCCUCUGAAGUUUUCCUUCACGGACCGUCGAGCAUGAGGGAGAAGGCCGCGGAGGGGGACCGCAAGAAAGAAAGAACUAGAAAUGAAAGCGCGGGAGGAGAAAGGCCAACAACUUCAGUUCAAAUGCUGCCGACGGAUUUCUCGAACCGGAAUGUUUCUUUCCCUUGUGAAAUAUACAAGCAACCGAAU